Messenger RNA from Teleopsis dalmanni, 1441 nucleotides. RefSeq lists its product as uncharacterized. The transcript is spliced from 4 exons. The coding region runs from base 96 to 1346 and encodes 416 amino acids. The record is from RefSeq and is a predicted model, not a curated record. NCBI's taxonomy places the organism in Eukaryota, Metazoa, Arthropoda, Insecta, Diptera, Diopsidae.
GUUGAUAGAGGUAUUUUUUCUCCUUAAACGAAGAUAUUAAAUAAUUUUUAUUUUCUAUAUUGUAUUUAAAAUUAAAACAUAGUGAAAAGUUUGCAAUGGUUGAAACAGUACCAGUAUCUUCAAAAACUCCACUGAAAUUGCCUAAUUGGCUGCAGGCAAGUCUUUUCGAAGAUAAUCUUAAAAAAAAUGUACCGAAUUACAAAAGCAUCAAAAACUUUCAAGUUCAAGAAGCUUUAAAGGCAGGCGAAAAUUUUGCCACACAAAUGCUGCAGAUUGAAAUAGAAGUAACUUUACUAGAUGAUAAAACAAAGACUGUAUCCUUUAUGUUAAAGCUUCCACAUGACAGCAUUGUCUUCAAGCAUAUGUUAAAACUACAUAAUGUCUUUUAUAUCGAGUCCAGUAUGUAUACAGAAAUUAUACCGGAAUUGGAAGCACUAUAUCGUGAUGCAGGACUUGAAGUUAAAUUUGGUCCUGAAUUUUAUAAAUUGAAAUCUACAGAAAACUACAUACUAUUGGAGGACUUACGUCCUCGUGGUUUUAAAAAUGCUAAUCGCUUAGAGGGAUUUGACACAGCCCAUACCUCUUGUACGCUGAAGAAAUUAGCUCAGUAUCAUGCCGCAUCGGCAACACGUGUAGCAGUCAAAGGACCUUAUCCAGAUCUAUAUAAUAUUGGCUUUUAUACUGAAGCGAAUCAUUUCUUUAUAGACCAAAUGAAUGAUAGCAUAGCAAAACAUUUUAGAGAGUCUAUGAUAACCUAUCAAGGUUAUGAAACGUAUAAGGAAAGUGUGGAACAAUUGCAAUCCAAACUAACAGAUGAUCUCUAUAAAAUUACUAAAGUUGAUGCAAGUGAAUUUAAUGUGUUAAAUCAUGGUGAUUUCUGGUGCAAUAAUAUUAUGUUUCAAUAUGAUGCCUUUGGUAAAAUCAAGGAAACCUAUUUUGUAGAUUUCCAAUUACCAAAAUAUGGCUCUCCCUCACAGGAUUUAUUCUACAUAUUAAUAUCGUCAACCCAGUUUGACAUUAAACUGAAACAGUUUGAUUACUUUAUUAAAUACUAUCACGAACAUUUAAUAGAACAUCUAAAACUAUUGAACUAUCCAAAGCAACUGCCCACUUUGAGAGAUUUACAGCUACAGCUCUGCAAAUAUGGACUAUGGGGUUACCUUACCGCAACUGGUGUUAUGGGCACAGUACUAAUGGAAUCUACUGAAGAUUCAGAAGCCAAAAAAAUACUUGGUGAUGCCGCUGCUGGAGAGAGAUUUAAGAGGCUUGCGCUUACAAAUGACAGAUAUCGGAAACAUAUUGAACCUUUAAUGCAAUGGCUACUAAAUCGCGGUGCACUGGAGUGAUAAUUAUCAAUUGUUUACGUCAACUAUUUUUUAUUAUUAACUUAAACUUGUGAUUUCUGCAAAAAUUUUUAUAAUAAUUUUGAUCAGCUUGAUAA